Mandrillus leucophaeus (drill) is the source of this 5127-nucleotide messenger RNA. It is a transcript of the gene DNAJC16, whose product is annotated as DnaJ (Hsp40) homolog, subfamily C, member 16. The transcript is spliced from 14 exons. Lineage: Eukaryota; Metazoa; Chordata; Mammalia; Primates; Cercopithecidae. Bases 284 to 2299 code for a protein of 671 amino acids. The record is from RefSeq and is a predicted model, not a curated record.
GUUCCUAUAGCAACCGCCCCAGGUCCACGCGUAGACGGCGAGUGGCAAGGGUCAAAUAGAUUUGCCAAGUAGAAACCCUCGACCUGUUCAGUCCUCGCCUUCAGUGCGAUGGACCUUUAAGCGUCACGUGACUCCCCUCGGACUUGUCCCCGCCUCUUUCCCCUCCCCAGGCCCGGGCGAGCGCUGUUGUGGACGGGAAGCUCCCGGCCCGGCGAACUAACUGGAGCGCGGACGCUGCAGCCGGUUGGGCCGGUGUACUUUCCCGCUCUGGAAAGGAAGAGAAAUGGAAGUGAGAAAGUUGAGCAUUUCCUGGCAGUUCUUGAUAGUUCUGGUUCUGAUCCUGCAAAUUCUGUCUGCGUUGGAUUUUGACCCAUACAGAGUCCUAGGGGUCAGCCGAACAGCCAGUCAGGCUGAUAUUAAAAAGGCUUAUAAGAAGCUCGCCCGGGAAUGGCAUCCUGACAAAAACAAAGAUCCUGGAGCAGAAGACAAGUUCAUUCAAAUCAGUAAGGCUUAUGAGGUAUCGUGUGUAGGAAUUGGCGUGGUCCAUGCUGGGUAUGAGAGACGCCUGGCGCAUCACCUGGGGGCACACAGCACGCCCUCUAUCCUAGGAAUCAUUAACGGGAAAAUCUCCUUCUUCCACAAUGCAGUUGUCCGUGAAAAUCUGCGACAAUUUGUAGAAAGUCUUCUUCCAGGGAACUUGGUGGAGAAAGUUACAAAUAAAAAUUAUGUCAGAUUCCUCUCUGGCUGGCAGCAAGAGAAUAAGCCUCAUGUCCUUCUGUUUGACCAAACGCCCAUUGUGCCACUGUUAUACAAGUUGACUGCCUUUGCAUACAAAGAUUAUUUGUCAUUUGGAUACGUAUAUGUGGGUUUGAGAGGAACAGAAGAGAUGACGAGGCGGUACAACAUCAAUGUCUACACCCCCACCCUCUUGAUCUUCAAAGAACAUAUAAACAAGCCUGCCGAUGUUAUCCAGGCCCGAGGUAUGAAGAAGCAAAUCAUUGACGACUUCAUCGCCCAAAACAAAUAUCUAUUGGCAGCCAGGCUCACCAGCCAGAAGUUGUUCCAUGAACUCUGCCCUGUGAAACGGUCUCACCGACAGAGGAAGUACUGUGUGGUUUUACUGACUGCUGAGACUGCCAAGUUGAGCAAACCCUUUGAGGCUUUCCUGUCCUUUGCCCUGGCAAACACACAAGACACAGUGAGAUUUGUGCAUGUCUACAGCAAUCGGCAGCAGGAGUUUGCCGACACCUUACUACCAGACAGUGAGGCGUUUCAAGGGAAAUCAGCGGUGUCUAUUUUAGAAAGGCGCAACACUGCGGGAAGGGUGGUGUAUAAAACCCUGGAAGACCCUUGGACUGGGAGUGAGAGUGACAAAUUUAUCCUCUUGGGCUAUCUCGACCAGCUGCGUAAAGAUCCAGCUCUUCUGUCCUCUGAAGCAGUGCUUCCCGACCUGACCGAUGAACUUGCUCCUGUUUUUCUCCUUCGAUGGUUCUACUCUGCGUCUGACUAUAUCUCAGACUGCUGGGAUAGCAUUUUUCACAACAACUGGCGGGAAAUGAUGCCCCUGCUGUCCCUGAUCUUCUCUGCCCUCUUCAUCCUCUUCGGCACUGUCAUCGUUCAGGCUUUCAGUGACUCGAAUGAUGAGCGAGAGUCAAGCCCUCCAGGUAAAGAGGAAGCCCAAGAGAAGACUGGGAAGACUGAGCCAAGCUUCACCAAAGAAAACAGCAGCAAAAUUCCUAAAAAAGGCUUUGUGGAGGUAACUGAACUCACAGAUGUAACAUACACCAGUAACUUGGUACGUCUGAGGCCAGGCCACAUGAAUGUGGUCCUCAUCCUGUCGAAUUCUACCAAGACCAGCCUACUACAGAAAUUUGCUUUGGAGGUCUACACAUUUACUGGGAGCAGCUGCCUACACUUCUCCUUCCUGAGUCUAGAUAAACACAGAGAAUGGCUAGAAUACUUAUUAGAAUUUGCGCAAGAUGCAGCCCCGAUCCCAAACCAAUAUGACAAGCAUUUCAUGGAACGUGACUACACUGGUUAUGUCCUGGCUCUGAAUGGCCACAAGAAAUACUUCUGCCUCUUCAAACCCCAGAAAACAGUUGAAGAGGAGGAAGCCAUGGGGUCGUGCAGUGAUCUUGACUCUUCCCUCCACCUGGGUGAAUCCCGAGGGAAACCUUCCUGUGGCCUUGGAUCCAGGCCCAUCAAAGGAAAGUUGAGCAAGCUCUCCUUAUGGAUGGAACGCCUGCUGGAGGGCUCCUUACAGAGGUUUUAUAUCCCAUCAUGGCCUGAACUAGACUGAGAGGAUUUUCAGAAGAGAUUGGAACUCUUCAGACUUUUUAACAUGCCCCUGUGAACAGGUAUUUUCAGGAAUCAAACUACCACAAUGAACAGAGUAUAGAUUUUAGAUUGCUCUUCUAGAACCAUGGCUAGAAGAAUCUUUCCUCUGUCCUGUUCUAACCUAGGAAUGAAAAACGCCACAAGUUUGAAUCCCCUAGAUCAAAAUCUUUUCCUCUGGGUUUUAUUUUUCCCCACUGAAUGCCACACCAUUGAAAAUAGACUGCUCACCCCCUCUUCCUUUCUUGUCCCUGUCCCAUGCUCACCCAACCCUCCUGUCCUGUGUCUUGGAGAAACACAGGGCUCCACCCUGCAAACGGCAUCUGGCGGACCCUCAUGAGCCUGUCGUGCAGGCCGGGUGAUUGGCCCCUUCCCCAGUCCCGGCCCUGCUAUGCUUCUGCCAUGGUGCAUGCUCCUAACCCUGAACAACCCACGGCAGCUUCUAGCCCCGCAUCUGGAAAAAGGCCCCUUUCCAAGCAAUCUCAUAUUUACUGGUUGUUCUGGGAAUAAGUGGCUAAAUGUAUAUUUCGGGGGUAUCCUCCAACAACCGUUUGUUGGCCACAGUUUGAAAAGGAAAGGAAUGAGCGGGAGUUCUGCAUGUGAGUUCUCAAGAAAAGGAAAGGGAGGCUGAGCAGUGGCUGAAGCGAUGCAGCCUUGAGACAUGCUGUGAGCGUCCCAUCCGCCGCCCCAGCGCUGCUGGUAGCCAGGGGAGGGGUCUGCACAGUGAGAAGUACUGUGAUGACUUUGAGCCGUUGACAUGUAUGUUUUCAGAUGCCUUUCUGCCUCUAUUGAUUUUAGGGUGUGGAUAUUAGGAGCCAUAGCUUGUAAUCUUGUUCUCUGAAUGUAGAGAUAAGCUGCUAUGUAAAGCCAGUAGACGUUAAACUGAAGAGAAACUAUUCUCACCUGCUAUGAGUCAGGCUCAAGGAACCUCCUCACUCCAAUAGUGUCUCUUUAGUAAAAUACCAAACAUGUCUUUGUAUCAAGGAACUUAAAAUUUCUCAACAAUUGUAUUUUGAACACUGUUACCCUAAAAGUGCUGUCUCUUCAAGUCAUCUUUUGCAGCAAGUGAGCCAAGACUUGUUCUAGACUCCCAUUUUGCAAAAGGCUUACUUUCCACUUCUGGCCUAUAUUUUGAUGUCUCAUCUUCAUUGUUUUCACUCUUAACUUACAGCUGCUUCACCAGUAUCGGGGUGAGACUGGCCAUCAGCACCUGAGCGUACUGAGCUCCAGGAAUAGUGGACCCCAGCCUGGCUCAUACCAGCCAGUUAGCUACCUUUUAUUUUUCAGGGCAGAACCACCAAUAGUUCUGAGUUUGAGUUUGGACAGUUUCAAAGAGUAGUCCGUUCAAAUGUCAAAGCAAGGUGCCUUUGGUGGCUUUGUGAAGGUUGAAAAUCAGUGAUGGGACAUUUACUAAGUUAGUAUUUCUUUUUUUUUUUUUUUUUUUGAGACGGAGUUUCGCUCUUGUUGCCCAGGCUGGAGUGCAAUGGCACAGUCUCGGUUCACCGCAACCUCUGCCUCCCAGGUUCAAGCAAUUCUCCUGCCUCAGCCUCCCUAGUAGCUGGGAUUAUAGAUAUGUGCCACCACGCCCGGCUAAUUUUGUAUUUGUAGUAGAGACAGGGUUUCUCCAUGUUGGUCAGGCUGGUCUCCAACUCCUGACCUCAGGUGAUCCGCCCUCCUUGGCCUCCCAAAGUGCUGGGAUACAGGUAUGAGCCACCACGCCUGGCUAAGUUAGCAUUUCUUUAAUCAUAAUACUUUAAACUAAGCCACUUGGAUCCUGAAUAAUUUAAAUCUUGAGCUACAUUGGUAAGUAAUAAAUUAUUUAAGGCCAGGAAAUCUGUAGUUUUCAUGGAGUCUGUAGCUUUAUUAAAAAAUAAAUCACUUCCAGGCUUCAUUCUUCCAUAUGAUCCUCUAAAAAUGGACACUUCCUCUGAAUGCUGUAUCUCAUGGCACCUGGUCCAACUAGAAGUGGUCAGGGAAUUCAUUUGGCUCCUUGAUACAUCAGUCCUCAAAAUUACUUUCUGGCUCUUUUAUGGCCAGAUUGCUUAUGUGAGUAGUCUUUUGGUUUGGUAGUAAGUUUUUAUUUUUAAUUUCUGUACUAAUGAAAUUCCUGACUUUAAUUUCUAAAAACCAAAAACUCUCCAAGUUUAUUUAUUUAUAUUUUUUUAAAUGGAGACGAGGUCUUGCUGCGUUGCCCAGGUGGGUCCCAAACUCCUGGCCUCAAGCAGUCCUUCCACCUUGGCCUCCUAAAGUGCUGGGAUUAUCAGUAUGAGCCACCAUGCCAGAUUCGUUCAUUUUUUAAAAUUUUUAUCUCUUCAAGUCAUCUUUUGAUCUUUUAAAAAGCACCUUCAAACAGCUGCGCCUUCCAUUUGCACUAGGAAAGGAAAGUAGUGAUGGGGUUGGCAAUGUUUCUGGCAAAUGUUUCAGCCCAAAAACUCUUCUACAGACGGGUUUAGAGCUGGUGCCCUAUGAGAAUAUUAGGGAACUUUUAUUUUAAAUGGAACUUUACCCUUGUCCAUACAAGGCAUUCCUCCUGAAUGCAUCCAUGAAUUUGUUUACUUUUGUGUCAAACGUAUGAGCCAUUGUCCUGCUCAGCCUGUGCCACCAUUGCUCUGUCUGAUGUCUGAUAUAUGUAAUCAUACAAGACCCGAUUUUGGUUCUAACACAGUGGUCUCUGACUGUCAACAUUGAUGUUUUUAGAGAUGGGUUCUUCUGGUUGAUACAGACUAUGCAUCGCGUUUAGCAGAUGGGGUGAAACUGGCCUAAAACAAGUCUUUGCAGAAUACAUGCCAAUUU